Rubroshorea leprosula is the source of this 2800-nucleotide messenger RNA. Lineage: Eukaryota; Viridiplantae; Streptophyta; Magnoliopsida; Malvales; Dipterocarpaceae. The record is from the annotation of a GenBank genome assembly.
CCAGUCUUCGUUUCGAUUGGUUUGGUCCUUUCGAUUCCUACGUAUGCUAGUUUUAUUAUUAUUCACUUUAGGAUACUAGUUUUAUUAUUAUUCACCAAAUACUAAGGUUUCUGCUUCAGUGGACCCAAAACCAUCGGCAGUGACAGAGAUGGAAAGGAAUUCAAUCUCAUUAUCAAUUUUAAUACCAUCAUGGUUUACACCCAAAAGUGUGGCAAGAUUAACCUUGCUCGCCAAGUGUUUGAUGAAAUGCCUGAAAAAAAUGUCGUUUCUUGGUCAGCCAUGAUCUCUGGUUAUGACCAGGGUGGGAAGCCCCUGUUCGCACUUGAUUUGUUUUUCCAAAUGCAUCCUACACCCAAUGAGCACAUUUAUGCCAGUGCAAUAAGUGCUUGUGGCAGCCUCGUGGCUUUGGUGGCAGGACAACAAAUUCAUGCCCAAUCAUUGAAGUUUGGAUAUGCUAGCAUCUCAUUUGUUUCUAACUCUCUCAUUUCAAUGUACAUGAAAUGCAGUCAUUGUAGUGAUGCAUUAUUGGUUUAUGCUGAUUCACCAGUACCAGAUCCAGUUGCUUAUAAUGGUCUGAUCAAUGGGUUUAUAGAAAAUCAGCAGCCUGAAAGAGGUUUUGAAGUGUUUAAACUUAUGCAACAACAUGGCUUUGUGCCAGAUCGUUUUACUUUUGUGGGAUUGUUGACAAGUUGUGCUGAUUCAGGAAAAUUGCAUAGAGGAAUGGUCUUGCAUUGCCAGACAAUCAAACUUAAACUUGAUUCCACCCCUUUUAUUGGUAAUUUGAUGAUAACAAUGUACUCAAAGUUCAAUCUGAUACAAGAAGCAGAGAAAAUAUUCAGACAGAUCAAGGAAAAAGAUAUAAUUUCAUGGAACACUUUUAUAGCUGCUUGUUCUCAUUGUGAAGAUCAUGAAAUGAGUUUGAGAGCUUUUAGGGAGAUGUUAAAUGAUCACAGUGUUACACCUGAUGACUUUACCUUUGCUAGUGUCUUUUCUGCCUGUGCUGGGUUUGCUUCUAUGCAUUCUGGAAAGCAGAUUCAUGCUCAUCUAAUCAGAACAGAGUUGAAUCAAGAUGUGGGAGUUGGUAAUGCCCUCAUGAACAUGUAUGCUAAAUGUGGUUCCAUUGAAUAUGCAAACAGUGUAUUCAACAAGAUGAUCCAUCGCAAUCUUGUCUCAUGGAACACCAUCAUUUCUGGAUUUGGAAAUCAUGGGCUUGGAGGCAGAGCACUUGAAAUUUUUGAGCAGAUGAAGGCAAUAGCAUUAAAGCCAGAUUCUAUUACAUUUCUUGGACUUUUGAUGGCUUGCAAUCAUGCAGGUCUGGUUGACAAGGGCCUUAGUUUGUUCAAUUCUAUGGAAGAAAUAUACAGAAUUGCUCCUAAUUUAGAACAUUUCAGUUGUCUUAUUGAUUUGUUGGGGCGAGCUGGGAGAUUGACUGAAGCAGAAGAUUACAUGAAGAAAUUUCCUUUUGGACGAGAUCCAGUAGUUUUAGGGAGCCUGCUUUCUGCAUGCCGACUGCAUGGGGAUACCAUCACAGGCGAACGUUUAGGUAAACAGCUUGUUGAACUUCAACCAGUGACGACUUCACCUUAUGUUCUGUUAUCAAGCUUGUAUGCUUCAGAUGAGGUGUGGAGUUCAGUCGCAGAAGCAUGGAAGAUGUUGAAGGGCAGUGGAUUGAAGAAGGAACCUGGUUGGAGUCUGGUUGAAGUGAAGGGAAGUUUUGAAAAAUUCACAGUAGGGGAUCUUUCUCAUUCAAGGGUUGAAGAGAUAAAGGAGAUACUCAAAAUUAUAACCUCAGAAGUAGGUGAAACUCCAUUAAAUCUUUUGACAACCUCACCUCUUUGAAGUUCCCUUCACCUUCUUUCCCCUUUAAUUUUCAUUUUUGCCUGACUGACUAAAGAAUUAUUGAGCAAAAGAAAUUCAUUGGGAGCUGAGCAGCCUGUUAUACUUGGUUGGCACAAUAGGAUAUUGUGCUUACUACCCUCUGCCAGUCACAAUCAAACAGUUGCCGUUGUAAACCUUCCAUCCCAUAUGGAUGCUUGGUUUGUGGCACUAACUCUGUGGUGAUCAUUUACUGUCUGAAAUAAUGACUAACAAGGAAGAAGUUUUGAAGGAAGAUGCAUUUGAUUGAAAUAAUGCGCAAGUUUGUCAACUUGGUUUUCUUGAACUUAAUCUUUGGGUUGCAAGUUCUGCCUAGCAGGUUUCCUAAUAAUUUUUCUUUGCAUAUGUUUUGUAUUUUCUGUAUUUUACUCCUAUUUUAACAAGUACUGAAAAAUAAUAAUCUGUAUAUUUACUGUUGUCUGUGUGCUAACUUUUUUCUUAAUAAUUUGCUUAUGAAUUCUAUCUUAGUAAAGAAAUUUGUCUCUUUGGUAAAUUUGGUUUAUCAAUUUGAAGUUUGUUAUUAAUAAUAAUCCUUUUUAGGUUCGAUUGGGGGACUAAUUCUCACCCAUCAGAGUAGAAAGUUUUCCAAAACUUGAUAUACCAAACAAAUCUGAGAGAACUUAAAAGAUUUGUAAAUAUGGUUGAGGAACUAAAGUAAGUGACAGAGGAUUUACUUUCUAAAACAAUCAUAGAUGCUCUUCCUGAAAGAGGUAUGAUGCUACUUCUGUAUGUUCUUCUGUAUUCAACAAUGUAUAACGGGGAAUUUUUCUUCUAAAGAAAUUGAGACUUAUGUGACUUUGUAUCAUUGGGAUUUGGGAUAUUAAAUUGCUCCUUGAUGAGUCAAAGUAGAAGUUUUGAUAUCAAUGAUGUCUUAUUGCAGUUUGUUUACUUACAUAUUGUUUAUGAUUAAAAGAAAUAUGUCAUU